AUGCUAUUCAGCUCCCACAGUGAAGCAACGAUGCUACCGAGGUGCUCUGCACCCGUCUUGUGGCUGCGCCGGCCGCAGCAGCAGCAGCAGCACCUGCUGGUGGCCGCCCCCGCAAUCGCCCCCCUGCGCCUGCUGCUCUUGAUGCUGCUGCUGGCUGCUGCGGCUCUGGGCGGCGCCAGCGCUCAGGCGGAGCAGCAGGACGCGGCGGCGGCGACCACCACCUGCUACCGCUCGCUGUCGCGGGCCGACUUCCCGCACUGCCAGCAGCUGGGGCCCGGCUUCGCGCUGCAUUGGCGCGUGGACGGCCUGCAGCCGCCACAGCAGGUGGGGCCGCAGGCGGGGCCGCAGGCGGGGGCGCAGCAGCCUGCAGCAGCAGCUGCGUCUGACGGAGGGGGUAGUAACUCGGCCGCGGAGUCGGCGGCCCCCGCGGCGGCCCCGAGCGGCACCAUCACUCUGGGCCUGGACGUGGACACCGGAGGCCACCCCGACUCCUGGCUUGCGGUGGGGCUGAGCGAGGGCGGCGGCAUGCGCGGCGCGGACAUCCUGGCAGUGGUCUCGCUGCUGCCCGCCGCCGCCGCCGCCCUGCUCCCACCCAACACUACCACCUUCCCCGUGUCGGACCAAGCAGCGGCGUACCCGGCUGCCACAGCCGCCACCACGCCCGCCACCGCAGCCGCCAACGGCAACAGCAGCAGCAGCAGCAGCGGCCGGCGCUGGGCGGCUCUGGACCUGUUCAGUGUGGAUUUCGAGCGGCCGCACACCGACCCACACCAGGAUGUGUCGCUGCUGGCCGCGCCGCUGUCGGGCGGCGGCCACACGGUGGCGGUGCUGCGGCGGCGGCUGGCCACAUGCGACCCCUGGGACAUGCGGGUGCAGGUUGGGGUGCCCCAGACCGUCAUCUGGUCCCACGGCCGCGCCUGGCCCGCCCAGCACGCCGCCAAGGGCAGCGCGGCCGUCACCUUCGUGCCGCCGCCCGGGCCGCCGGGGGCAGAGCCGCUGCCCGACCGGGUGUGGCGCGCGCUGGCGGGGGAGGCGACGGCGGCGGCGGGGGUUGAUGCAGUGCCGGCGGGGUGGCCAAACAGCAGCACCAACAGGAACGGCAACAACGGCUCAGCAGCAGCUGGCACCGCGCCACACCCCCUGCGUGAGCAGCUGGCAUCGCUGUUUUCGGCGCGUGACGGCAGUAGCAGCAACAGCAGCAGUAGCAACAGCAGCAGCAGCAGUAGCAGUAGCAGCAGCAGCAGCAGCAGCAGCAGCAGCAGCAGCAGCAGCAGCAGCAGCAGCAGCAGUAGCAGCAUGAUGCCGGUAUCCAGCGGUGGUGGCGACGCAGACGACGCCGAUGACGGGCCGCCGGCGCCGGUGCAGGUGGUGUCGGUGCGCAUGCCCAACGUGUCAGUGCCCGCCAACGUCACCACCACCUACCUGUGUGUGCACACCACACUGCCCGCCGCGCGCAAGCAGCACAUCAUCAGCUACCGUGCGCGGGUGCAGUCGCCGCUCAUCCACCACAUGAUCCUCUUCGCCUGCGAGCGCCCGCCGCCCGCCGCACUAGCGCUGCUGAGGGGCAGCGGCAGUAGCAGCAGCGGUAACGGCAGUAGCAGCAGCAGUAGCAGUAGCGGUGGUGGGCUGCUGCGGCCCACCGGCCCCGUGUAUGAGUGCCUGGCCACUGCGGGCGGACAGGGCUGCAACACCUUUUACAUCGGCUGGGCUCCCGGCACCGACCGCGGCUCCCUCCCCGCCAAUGUGGGACUGCCCAUUGGCGAGUCCGACUCAACCUACUUCGCACUGCAGGUGCACUACAACAACCCGGACGGCCAGUCGGGGGUGGUGGACGCCAGCGGGUUUGACAUCUCCGUCACGCCGCGACUGCGCCGCCACGACGCCGGCGUGCUCACGCUGGGGCAGACCGCCAUCGCGCUGCCGCCCGGGCGGGAGCGGCUCAGCCUCAGGCCCAGCGUGUGCCCCGCCGGCUGCACCGCCCGCCAUCUGUCCGGCGGCCCGCCCCUGCGCCUGCUGGCCUCCGGGCUGCAUGCACACACACUGGGCCGCGCCGUCACCACCCGCCACUUCAGAAACCUGGCGGCGCCGGCCGGCAGUAGCACCGGCAGCAGCACCAGCAAUAACGCCACCAAUGCUACUGCUACUGCUACUGCUGGUGCUGGUGGUGCUACAGCUGCCGCUGGGCCGGUGAUGGCGGCGCCAGUGACAGUGGAGCUGCCGCCGGUGGGGUCGCGGCACUGGUACCAGUUCGACUACCAGGGACAGGACCCCGUGCCGGUGGAGAGCGCGCUGCUACUGCCGGGUGACACGCUGCUGACCAGCUGCAGCUACGACUCCAGCAGCCGGACCAAUGUGACACGGUUUGGUGAAAGCACCAACGAUGAAAUGUGCUUCAACUUUGUGCUGUACUACCCGCGCCGGCCCUCGCUGGUCACCUGCUCCUCCCUGGACGCGGCGGGCGACCCGGGCGUGGCGCUGUGCGGCGGCUGGGCGGACACGGACGCCGUGGGGGCGGCGCUGAGGCAGCUGCGGGACAGCAGUAGCAGCGGCAACAGCAGUGGCAGUAGCAGUGAGGGCCGCCUGGAUGUCUUCAUCCAGCCCGCCACGGGCACCAACAGGACUGCUGCUGCUGCCAACGCCAGCGCUGCCCCUGCUACUGCUACUGCCACUGCCGGUGGCCGCGUGGCACUGGCGGCAGUGCCCGCCCUGGCUCCCUACUUUGCCUCGGGCGCGCUCGUGCCCCUGGCGCCCCGCGAGCUGGCGGCGGCGGAGGCGGAGGCGGCACUGGCGGCGGAGAGCAACAGCGGGACCCACACAACACCAGGCGCGGCCCGCAGCAACAACGCCUCCACCCCUGCCGCUUUCAUCACCACCACAACUGCGCUGCCCUUCUUCACCUACCUGUCUCCGGACCUGAGCGGUGCGGCCUGUCCUGACAUGGAGUGGGGCAUGAGCUGGGGGCAGCGCCAGCAGCUGCUGCAGGCAGUGCUGGAGCGGGAGGAGGUGGCGGCGGAGGGGCGGGCGGGUGGCGGCGGCGGAGGCGGCGGUGACGAGGGCGCUGGGGUGGAUGGCGACGGCGAUGGAGAUGCGGACGACAAGUAAGGGAGGCGGCGGUGCCGUGGGUCACGCGGAUCCGUAGUGGCCGCUGUGUGUGUGUGUGUCCAGGUUUGGAUGGGGUCGCGAGACGAUGUGUGUUGCUGGGUGGAGUGCGGGCGGGGCCGCGCAGCAAUCGCGCUUGGCGUCAUCUUUGCAUUAGAUAGGGCUAGCUGGAACUUGGAAGGCGGUAUUGAAGUGCCCCAGCUGCGCUGCUGUCGCUCGAGGACUGGGGGCCGGAGAUGCGGGACAGGGCGCCGGACAGCGCGGUCUGAGGGCAAGUUUGUGAUGCCCGUGUGCGAUGGGACAGGUAGGGUAGGGGGGAAGGUUGGCGAAGUCCCUGAGAUGUGCCGGUACUUUGCAAUGACUGUGUUGUACGCGCAGUGCUAGUGAGCGCAGUGCUUGCGUAAGGGUGUACCGUAUCUGUGCUUGAGCAUUGAGGUGAAGGUGUGGGGAUAGGUGUGGAAAGGGGUGUAUUUAGGGUGGGGCUGUGGCACAAAUCGCUAGCACCCUGCAGGCAGGUGGCUUGCAGGUACCUAUUGCAGGCGGGCGAGCAUAGGGUCACGUGUUUGGGGGAGCGAACGUGGGGGCUCGUGGGGUGCUAUGAACGCGGGGGGGGGCCUUUCCCGCGUUCCUCCAAUCACGUCACCAUAGCGCCAUGGCAGAGGCAUUGCCUGGGCGCGGGCGUCGUUCUGCCGACAUGCGUUGAACUGCCGCCCACUAGCGCUUACUGG
Chlamydomonas reinhardtii is the source of this 3827-nucleotide messenger RNA. RefSeq lists its product as uncharacterized. Gene Ontology annotation, molecular function: copper ion binding; dopamine beta-monooxygenase activity. The coding region runs from base 31 to 3102 and encodes 1023 amino acids. The record is from RefSeq and is a predicted model, not a curated record. The transcript is spliced from 11 exons. Lineage: Eukaryota; Viridiplantae; Chlorophyta; Chlorophyceae; Chlamydomonadales; Chlamydomonadaceae.